Messenger RNA from Erinaceus europaeus (western European hedgehog), 1706 nucleotides. Its product is annotated as cytochrome P450 4B1. The transcript has 12 exons. The coding region runs from base 55 to 1599 and encodes 514 amino acids. Lineage: Eukaryota; Metazoa; Chordata; Mammalia; Eulipotyphla; Erinaceidae. Gene Ontology annotation, molecular function: oxidoreductase activity, acting on paired donors, with incorporation or reduction of molecular oxygen; heme binding; iron ion binding. The record is from RefSeq and is a predicted model, not a curated record.
UGGGGCAGCAGGAAGCACUCUGGGACCUAGGCAGUGGCAACAGGAACACUAGCCAUGGCCACAGCCUUACUCUCCCUGAGCCCCUCCCGGUUGGGUCUGUGGGCUUCUGUGCUGGUCUUGGUCUUAGUCUUCAUCAAGCUUGUGGGCCUGGUACUGAGGAAGCAGAUGCUGGCUAAGGCUAUGAACAACUUCUCAGGACCUCCUACUCACUGGCUGUUUGGGCAUGCUCAUGAGAUCCAGAAGACAGGGAGUCUGGACAAGGUGGUAUCCUGGAUCCAUCAGUAUCCCUCUGCUCACCAACUCUGGCUGGGACCGUUCCUUGGCUUCCUGAAUAUCUAUGAACCUGACUAUGUCAAAGCUGUGUACAGCCGAGGGGAUCCUAAGGCCGCAGAUUUGUAUGACUUCUUCCUCCAGUGGAUUGGGAAAGGGCUUCUGGUACUGCAUGGACCCAAGUGGCACCAGCACCGCAAACUGCUCACUCCUGGCUUCCACUAUGAUGUGCUGAAACCCUAUGUGGCUGUGUUUGCUGAAUCCACAAACUUGAUGCUGGACAAGUGGGAAAAAAAGGCUCGGGAGGACAAGUCCUUUGACAUCUUCAGUGAUGUGGGCCACAUGGCUCUGGACACACUCAUGAAGUGCACCUUUGGCAAAGGGGACAGUGGCCUGGGACAAAGGGACAGCAGCUACUACUCUGCAAUCAGCGACCUCACUCUGCUGGCGCAGCAGCGCAUCGACUCCUUCCAGUUCCACAAUGACUUCAUCUACUGGCUCACGCCCCAUGGCCGCCGCUUCCUGAAGGCCUGCAAGGUGGCCCAUGACCACACAGACCAGGUCAUCAGGGAACGCAAGGAAGCCCUGAAGGAUGAGAAAGAGUGGGAGAAGAUCCAGAAGCGGAGGCACCUGGACUUCUUGGACAUUCUCCUGGGUGCUAAGGAUGAUGGUGGUGUCAAGCUGUCAGAUGCUGACCUGCGGGCUGAGGUGGACACGUUCAUGUUUGAAGGCCAUGACACCACCACCAGUGGCAUUGCCUGGUUUCUCUACUGCAUGGCCCGGUAUCCUGAGCACCAGAAACGCUGUCGGGAGGAGGUCCAAGAGAUCCUGGGGGACCGGGACUCCACCCAGUGGGAUGAUCUGGGCAAGAUGAGCUACCUGACCAUGUGCAUCAAGGAGUCCCUGCGGCUCUACCCGCCUGUGCCCCAGGUGUACCGCCAGCUCAGCAAGCCUGUCAGCUUUGUGGAUGGCCGCUCUCUGCCUGCAGGCAGCCUGAUCUCUUUGCACAUCUAUGGCCUUCAUAGGAACGGUGCAGUGUGGCCAGACCCUGAGGUCUUUGACCCUUUGCGCUUUUCUUCUGAGAAUUCAACCAGACGCCACCCCUUUGCCUUCAUUCCCUUCUCUGCUGGACCCAGAAACUGCAUUGGGCAGCAGUUUGCCAUGAAUGAGAUGAAGGUGGUCACAGCCCUCUGCUUACUCCGUUUUGAAUUUUCUCUGGAUCAUUCUCGGCUGCCCAUCAUGAUACCUCAGCUGAUCCUGCGCUCCAAGAAUGGCAUUCACCUGCACCUGAAGCCACUUAGCCCAGACUCUGGGAAGAAGCUCUGCUGAGAAGAGAGCCCUGGGGGUUGCCCUAUGCAUGCUCUCCUGUGUUAUAAUUGAGCUCCCUGCCUUCUGGAGGCUUCUAGAUUAAAAGGGCAAUCAAUUCCACAAACAUG